Messenger RNA from Dimorphilus gyrociliatus, 902 nucleotides. The record is from the annotation of a GenBank genome assembly. NCBI's taxonomy places the organism in Eukaryota, Metazoa, Annelida, Polychaeta, Dinophilidae.
AUUAGCUUUCAAGUCCUGUCAGCCAUAUUAGAAUUUUAAAGCCUUCGAAAUAGAAACUUUAAGAAAAUGGCAAGCGCUCAGCUCGAAAUCGAACUCGAAGAGCAUGAUCAUGAUACGAAUAUGCAAAACAAUACUACAGAAAGUCAAAAAGCUGUUAAUAUAGAAGUAGUCGAUGAGCUCUCUGAUGUUGAAUCAGAUUUUGCGUUGAAGGCUCAUGGAGGAAAAAGUAAGUCACAAAUUGUUUGUCUCAAUUAUAUUUCUAGAAUGUUUUUAGUUUGGAGUCAAACUGCGACCAGAUUGAUGUUGGAAGAAUAUAGAAAACGAGAAGAGCAAUUCAAAAAUCCAAAUUACACAAAAAAGCAGCUCUGGGUACAUGUUGCAAAAAAGUUACGUGAAUCACAGCCUAAUUGGAAUGUAACGGGGCCUGAAUGCGAUAAAAAAUUUAGGAAUAUGAAACAAACCUAUAAGAAUAUUCUAGACAAUAACAUGUAUAACAGUAAGCCAAUAUCUUGGCCCUACUACUCUGUUAUGGACGAACUUCUUAAAAAUGAUGAAUCGAUUCAUAAUCCAGCUAUAAAUGAUUUCGGCUGCGUUAAAUAUGAAAAACCAACAGCUCACAAAUUUAGCGUUCAAAUUCUCAAUGAAGAAUCAGACGACGAAGAUUCGCAAACUAGUGUAACGAAGAAGAGAAAGACCGAGUCCCCUUCGACCACUAAUGCUCCAGAAUGGUGGAAGCAAUAUUCUGAACAAGACCGCCUUUUCAAAAGCUCUAUUCAAAAGUCAAUUAAUGAGUUGAGAGGCAUUUUUAAGCAGAAUUUAUUAGAACAACAAAGAAAAAAUGAUUUGAUCUCAAAAUUACUAGAUAUUAUGAAAUGAAUAUAUAAAUAUUAUAUAUAUAAAAU